AGCAUUGGAAUACUUUUCAAACGAGACCUUUUUCAAAAAUGCUUUCGGCAAAAAAAUGGACAUGUUAUUAAAGGCCAGCCGGCUGACAACCCUGUCAUCGGUUAUCAAGCCAGUUACUCCAAAGUGCACCAUCACGUCGCUGCCAACUAUUUUCGGUCGCAUCUUCAGGCGCUUCUACGCGGUCAAUACUAAUCCCAGCAAGAUCAUGGUGGUCACACACAAUGUUAAGGGUUACGAGGAGUUCUCCAAGAAGAUGGAGGAGCUGGAGAACGGAAACGAGGCGGUCCAUGUCCUCUUCAGUGGCGGAAAGGACGAGCAUGGCCAGAGCUGGUGCCCCUACUGCGUCAAGGCGGAGCCGGUGAUACACGAUGCUUUGAAGAAGGCCCCUGGCAACUCCCACUUUGUGCAUGUGGAUGUGGGCGAGCGGGCAUACUGGAAGGACUUGAACUGUCCCUUCCGCAAGGAUCCCAACACCCACCUGAUCUUCUUGCCCACUCUGCUGCGCUGGAAGCAGCCACAGCGUUUGGAUGGCGAACGUUGCUCCAAUCAGGAUCUCGUGGAGAUGAUGUUCGAAGAUGAGGAUUAAGUCUUAACCCCGGGCAGAUUUACUUACACAUAUAUUUUGGAACUUUACUCAAGUUGGAAUACACAGAAGUCUACACACAUUCAAUUAAAGCAUCUCUCAGUAA
Messenger RNA from Drosophila rhopaloa, 689 nucleotides. Its product is annotated as thioredoxin domain-containing protein 17. NCBI's taxonomy places the organism in Eukaryota, Metazoa, Arthropoda, Insecta, Diptera, Drosophilidae. The coding region runs from base 56 to 586 and encodes 176 amino acids. The transcript has 4 exons. Gene Ontology annotation, cellular component: cytosol. The record is from RefSeq and is a predicted model, not a curated record. Gene Ontology annotation, molecular function: protein-disulfide reductase [NAD(P)H] activity.